Melampsora larici-populina 98AG31 is the source of this 708-nucleotide messenger RNA. RefSeq lists its product as uncharacterized. Bases 1 to 708 code for a protein of 235 amino acids. NCBI's taxonomy places the organism in Eukaryota, Fungi, Basidiomycota, Pucciniomycetes, Pucciniales, Melampsoraceae. The record is from RefSeq and is a predicted model, not a curated record. The transcript is spliced from 5 exons.
AUGUUAACAAACUUUGUAGCCCUCUUGUUGCUAUCAAGCGCUCGAUUCGUCAUCUCCCAAGAGCGCGCACUCCCUCGCACAGUUUGCUACUCCUUUUGGGAAGAACUUCAAAGAAGACCCACAAAUACCCCGUUCAUGGCGCAGGGCCAGGUCAGGAUGAUUCCAGGUGAAAAUCCCAACCUCGCAACCUCACCGUCUACCCCAAACCCGUUCAAAAAUCUUAUAGGGAGUGUUGAAGUGUCGGGAGACGAAGAAACCGUACGCCAUGCACCCAUCUCCCGCGGUAAGCCCAGUGUUGAUGUGUUUAUUGUUGCAUCCAGAUAUGUGGCCAACCCUACACCUCAAACUCCGUAUCUGCCUGUCUUUGGAACGGGGCUGUCGAUGAGGACCCGCAGGCUACACACACAGGCUGGCUCGAGUCGGUACAUCCGACUAAAUGUUUCUCGUACUAUGCGAGCCAGUCUUGUAGGCAAAGUUCGGCAGACAGCUGCCCCAGGUAGUCUGACUGUAGUCCCAGUCGUAGAUGGCUGUACGAUGCAUAUUCCUUCAUCUCGACCCGAUGUUGGCUGCAAAGAGCUCUGGUUGACCAGAGGGGCUUUCGAAGCUAUCGGUGCAACCAAAGAAGAGAUGGAUUCCAAACAAAUGCUCUUGGAAUGGACAUUGCAAGUCUCUUCAAUUGUGCUUUUGUCAGCAUGUAUCUCAUACUAA